Molecule: messenger RNA, 3588 nt
Organism: Vespula pensylvanica (western yellowjacket)
Lineage: Eukaryota; Metazoa; Arthropoda; Insecta; Hymenoptera; Vespidae
Gene: scaf6
Product: calcium homeostasis endoplasmic reticulum protein
Exons: 8
Coding region: 146-2533 (795 amino acids)
Biological process (GO): intracellular calcium ion homeostasis; RNA processing
Cellular component (GO): perinuclear region of cytoplasm
Molecular function (GO): RNA binding
Source: RefSeq, a predicted model, not a curated record
UAAUGGCGACGUCUAGCGUCUUGUGUCGGUUAUGAGAAGAUAAUGUUUUUCGGAGCCGAAUUCCGAUCAUACAAAAGAGAAGGUCCAAUUUUAUAAAACAUACAACUGUUAUUUAACGUGAAAGUACUCGAAAGAAGUCGCGAUAAUGGACCAAGCGCCCGCAGAUACAGAAUUACGGAACAUCAUUGACAAACUGGCACAGUUUGUUGCCCGCAAUGGACCCGAAUUCGAGCAGAUGACCAAAAAUAAGCAGAAGGACAACCCUAAGUUUGGUUUCCUGUUUGGCGGAGAGCACUUCAACUACUAUCAGUACAAAGUGACUACAGAGCAAGCCAUUUUAAAGCAAAAAGGAAUAAAUCCAAUGCAAAAUGCAGACCCACGUUUAAACGUUUCGCAGCAGCAGCAAACAGCCGCUACCGCCACGCAGCCACUGAAUAACGUCAAUCUAACGUCUGGCCUAAAUACUCAGAACAAUGGAUUAAAUCCAGUGGUUGGAAUAGGGCCUGUGGGAAAUUCGGCUGGUACGGUGAUACCAGGAGUACCUGGACAAAUUGGAGGACCAACAAAUACUGGACCACCAAUUGGAUCGGUACCAUCUGGCAUGGGAGGUGUAAACCCACCUAUGGGUGGAGUGACACCAGCUGUUAACAUCGGUGGCCCACCAGCAUGGCUUCAAACAGAACUGGCCAACCUUCAGUCGCAACAAACGACUCUGCAGGAACAAGUUAGACAAUCGGAACAAAAUCUUGCUGCGCAACAUGCUGCAUUGAUGGCGCAACAACAAGGCAGAGUAGAGGAUGCUGUCAGACAAGCUCAGGAAACAGCUUUGCAAAAUAGUGCUCAAAGCACAAACACAGAUCUUACCGCAUUUGAUACAGUUCUGCAACCUAUUAUUGAUAGCUGCACGAAAGACAGCAUAAGCGCGGGAAAAGCUUGGAUCCUUCAAAAUUCUGUAACACCACAAAGCAAUCAAGUGGUUGCUGAUCAUUUAUUGAAAAAAGUUAUCCAAGGAUCAACGUUUAGUCAUAAGCUUCAUAUUAUAUAUUUGGUAAACGAUGUCUUACAUCAUUGUGCUAGAAAAAAAUCUAUGGAUCUUCGGAAGGCAAUGGAAAGUGUUGUUGUUCCCAUGUUCUGUAAUACUUCAUUAGCUGCAUCCGAAGAGCAACUUAAUAAGCUUAAUAAAUUGUUAAGCCUUUGGGAAUCGAAGAAUAAUUACUUUGACGAAGGGAUUAUAGAUAAAUUAAAACAACCGAGCGCAUCUUGGUCCGAAUAUCAAGCUAAUUUGGUAUCGCAACAUGCAAGUGCUAUUACUCCAAUCACAACUUCUACGAAGCAAACAUUCGAUAAUUAUCAAGCGCAACAUCAAGCGUUUGUUACACACGCUUUGAGACAAAUUCAAAAUAUCGAACAGCAAAAAAUAGCGAUCGAUCAGCAACUUAAAGCACCGCCUCCGCCACCUCCGCAAAUGAAUCAACAAAACAUGUCAUUACCCCCUAAUCAUACUGGCCCAAGCGGACCGAUGGGUAGUGACGUUAACUUCAGCCAACCUCCACCUGGUUGGGGUGUGCCACCAGGAAACGAACCACCGCCAUUCGCGAACGUUCCUUUACCAGAUUUUUCUAAACCUCCACCAGGAUUUGGCCCACCUCCUGUCAUUCACGAACCGUCUGUCGAGGAUCUGAUGCCCAGCAUGCCUUACUUUGAGUUGCCUGCAGGCUUGAUGGUCCCGCUCAUUAAACUGGAAGACGGAGAAUACAAACCUUUGGAUCCCGAUGCCAUCAGACUUCCACCGCCCGCACCACCCAGCGAUCGAUUGGUUGCAGCCGUAGAAGCAUUUUACGCACCUCCAAAUCACGAUUCACCGAGAGAUAGCGAUGGUUGGGAGAAACUUGGUCUCUACGAAUAUUAUAAGGCAAAGAAUUCUGCGCGUAAACGCAAGGAGGAAGACAUUGUAGCUGGCAUCAGACAAAAGUCCAAGUCUCCGUCACCUAUUUUAAGGCCAAGAUCGAAAAGUCCUAGUCCACCAAAGAAACGUUACAGAAGCAAAUCUCGUAGUAGAUCGAGAUCUAGAUCGAGGGGUAGAAGUAGAUCGCGAUCACCAACGGCGAAUCAUAGACGUAAUAGCCGUAACAGUAAUCAUAAUACCAGAAGUCGUAGAAGAAGGAACAGUAACAAGGAUCGAAGUCCAGAGAGGAGAUUAGACAGACAAGAUCGCAGUCCAACUCCUCCGAGUUUUCUCGGAUCGACGUAUAGCAAAGCUCCGCAAGAAAUAAGCUUGGAUGAAAGUAAUAAGGGGCACCAAUUGUUAAAAAAAAUGGGCUGGGGAGGUGCUGGACUAGGUGCCAACGAGCAAGGUAUUGAGGCACCUAUAUCGGGCGGUGAAAUACGAGAUAAAAACGACCAAUACAAGGGUGUCGGCAUCAAUUUGAACGAUCCAUACGAAAAUUUUCGCAAGAGCAAGGGGCAGGCGUUUAUCACUCGAAUGAAAGCAAGAGCGGAAGAGCGUGCCGAAGAAAGGGGUGAACGGGACUGAAUAUAUAUGUGUGUGUGUAUAUGUAUAUAUAUAUGUGUGUGUAUAUAUAUAUAUAUAUAUGACAUUAAACAAAUAUGUAUAUGUACGAGGUGAUAUCAGGACAAAGUGAGAGAUAGACUUAUUAUCGAGGAUGAGAGAGAAUUUACUCUUGCUCCGAAAACCGAUCGACACAAUUUUUCAACGAUUUUUGCGACUUUUUGCCUAUGAGGGCUGAAUUUCAAUAUACUUGUCCAUAUAUUAGGUCCUAUUGAUGCACGUGCAACUACUAAUUUACUUUUACGCGUAUCUUUACGAGAUAUUGACAUUAAUAAUCGACAUAUUUUACGUUACAAUAUAUUCUAGCCGAAUAGAAGGAUUUUAUGAUUUAGUUACGAAUGAUAGCUAGAUGUUUUAGAUUAAUUUUAAGAAUUUUAAUUCACCAUAAAUCAAUGUACCACACGCCAUACACGCGCGCGUGUGUGUAUAUGUAUAUUUCCAUAAAAAUUGUGUCGAUCUUUUUUUCGUAGACUAAAUCAUUUCUAUCCGUCUAUCUGUCGGCUGUUACGAAAUAGUUUCAUAUAUCAACGCGGCAAAUGGUUUAUAAUUAUUCAUAAAUUUAUAAGGAAAUGAAAAAAAAGCUGGCAAUACAUAUGCGUGCGUAUUGUCUUUUCUUUAUUUCGAAGUUUAAAGGAAUUUGUUAAUAUAUUAUUGUAUUAUCAUUGUACAUUUCUUUCAAAAGAAAUUCAAAUAAUUCAUUCAUUAGCCUAACUUUAGGCGUAAAAAGAAUUAGUAUUUAAAUGUGAACAUUUAAAUGAAAGAGAUCUCUGGAAAGUCACGUAGGAAAAGGUUUUUAUAGCAACAUGCUGAAUGUAUAUGUAAAAACCCCACUCUACAAUUUGCCCUGCCUAAAAGUUAAUUAUCUUGAGCAUUACUCGAGAAAAUUGCGCUCUUAAUGAGCGUGUAUGAGAGAGUACAACUGUCGUGCAGCAAGUACACGAGACGAUUCUGCAUGAAACUCGACGCUAAGUAUAUACUUGUAUUUAGUAAGUUAAUAAAUAUUAAUUAUAUUAAAUAUA